Messenger RNA from Schizophyllum commune H4-8, 291 nucleotides. RefSeq lists its product as uncharacterized. The record is from RefSeq and is a predicted model, not a curated record. The annotation marks the transcript as partial. NCBI's taxonomy places the organism in Eukaryota, Fungi, Basidiomycota, Agaricomycetes, Agaricales, Schizophyllaceae. The transcript has a single exon.
UACGCCCCCGCCUUUGCUAGACCACCGGCACUGCUCUCGCACCUCAGCACCGACAUGAAGGCGAGCUUUAGGGAAGCAUACCUCAAAGAGCCGUACUGGAGGAGAAGAUAUGAGGAGGCCGACACGGUCACAGCGGGGUGGACACCGGGUCGACGCUACUACCGCUCAGAGGACGAUCUCCUGUUCUUCCUCGACGCCGACUACCUCCCUCGUCUAUGCGUCCCGGACAAGCUGGUAGGAGACAUCCUGAUAAGCGCGCAUGAAGAACCCAUGGAGGGAGGACAUACCGGC